GAGCGGGGCACUCGUCGUGCCCGGGAGCAAGAAGAUCCCAUGAGCGCAGCACUCCUGGUGGGCUACAGCAGCAGCAGCAGUAGCAACAACAGCGGCUCAGAAGGCGAGGAUGAGGAUGGGCCUGGGCCCAGGGCCAGUGCAGAGCCCGAGGAGGGCGGCAGCCGUGGACAUCACCGUCCUUCUCCCCCUCCCCCUCCCCGUCGGCUGCCCAUUCCAGACAGCGUCUUGAACAUGUUUCCAGAUCCAGAAGAUGGGAUUGUGGAUGACGUUGAAAAACAUGGUGGCAGAAUCCGAACCUUCCCCCACGAAAGGGGUAUUUGGGCUACCCAUGUCUGGGUCCCCUAUGAAGCGAAGGAAGAUUUUUUUGACCUGCUUGACCUUCUCAUGACCCAGGCCCAGAGGGUCCUGCCCAGACUAGUAAAGAUGGAGGAGUUCCACAUCAGUCUGUCACAGAGUGUGAUCCUGCGGUACCAUUGGAUCACUCCGUUUGUGCAGUCCCUGAAGAGCCGCAUGGCCUCUUUCCACAGGUUCUUGUUCACAGCUAACCAGGUGAAGGUUUACACAAAUCAAGAGAAGACAAGGACCUUCAUUGGGUUAGAGGUCACUGCGGGGCACACCCAGUUUCUAGACUUGGUCUCAGAAGUGGACAGAGUAAUGGAGGAAUUUGACCUGGCAACUUUCUACAAGGAGCCUUCCUUCCACAUCAGCCUGGCCUGGUGUGUUGGAGAUGUGCGAUCCACACUAAAGGAGUCGAUCAUCCAGGAGCUGCAGGAAAUCGUGGACGGCUUUGAAGACUCUGCUCCACUGCUGCGCGUGCAGGCUGAACAGGUCCGCUGCAAAUCUGGGAAUAAAUUCUUCUCUUUCCCGUUAAAAUGAGAGGGAGCCAGCAAGGGACGGGCCUUUGGUCCAUGACCCUCCUUCCUGCAGCCAGCCAGAGGAUGAGCCUUCUGCCUUUGGAGGAGGAGGGAAUUCUUGGAAUGUCAUGACCCUGGCUUUAUGGUUCCAGCCCAUUCUAAUGGGGAAGCAAGGUGCACCUGUCCAGCGCCCGCCACGCCUGCCCAACCAGAGAGCCAGUAAUGCCCUUCGGAGGCACUGUGCCCACAUCCUGGGGGCCUCUGCAACCCCCUCCCUCCUAAGAGGUUUUUGGGUGCAAGGUGGCCAUUUCCACGAGAUAACCAGUAGAGGGCAGAGCAGACUGUGAUUCCUGCCAUGGGCCUCCAGUCCCAGGGCAGAAUUCUUUGGGGUCACUGUGAGACCUUCAGGUUCAGCUGUUUCAUUCCCUUCAGCUGUUUGCAUUUUUGUGCCCUUGACCUCAGACCCAAAUCUUAGGAAUUAUUGUUUCCACAUCUCCCUCCGAUCCUGCCCUGGCUGACCAGGUGCCUUCAGGAGGCCAUGCCCCUGCCCUUUUCUUCUUAGGAACUUCUCACCCUAAGUCCCACCCAGGCCCAGCUCUGUACCAGGGUCCUCUAGCACAGCCCCCUCACACCCUCCCAUGAGCCCCCCCCAGGUGCCAGGGGAAAACUUGACCAGAUGCUUCUUAUGGGCUUGGCUGUCUGGGAAGAGCUGUCUAGAUUUCCAAACUCCCUGGCCUCUGGCUUCCCACAUUAAUUUUCCAAAAAAAUAGGAAACAAAGCUUUCCCGUGGAGGCCCUCCUCCUGGAUGCUCCAUAUCUAUCUCUGGCUCUGUCUCCACUUGCCCCUUUCUGCCUGAUGAGCAACAAGAGACCUUUUACAGGAAAACAUUUAGGCCAGUUGGGAGAAGAAAUUCUUUUUUUUUUUUCUUCAGGCCUUCACUGCAAUUAAAAAAAAAAGUGGGUUGUCCUGAGCAAAUCCAGCUGCCACCUGGAUUUCUGGUACUGGAUGAUGGGACUAUAUAUGGAUAUUUAAAUUAUGUUAAAUGAAAUAAAAGUUUCUAUUUCUGCUU
This is a messenger RNA of Trichosurus vulpecula (common brushtail), 1923 nucleotides long. RefSeq names its product U6 snRNA biogenesis phosphodiesterase 1 (gene USB1). The transcript has 7 exons. The coding region runs from base 40 to 876 and encodes 278 amino acids. The record is from RefSeq and is a predicted model, not a curated record. Lineage: Eukaryota; Metazoa; Chordata; Mammalia; Diprotodontia; Phalangeridae. Gene Ontology annotation, biological process: U6 snRNA 3'-end processing. Gene Ontology annotation, cellular component: nucleus. Gene Ontology annotation, molecular function: 3'-5'-RNA exonuclease activity.